AUGGGUUCUAGCUCGUCGAAGGUGGCGGACGCUGCCCCAACUCGACAAGACCGACAGAAGUGCUGGGAGGCAAGAGAUUCCUACUUCGCGUGUCUGGACCGGGCAGGUGUCCUCAAGGCAGGCGACGAAGGAAAGGCCUGCAAGGGCGAAAACGACAACUAUGAGGCGAACUGCGCGAAGAGCUGGAUUGAGUACUUCAAUCAGCGCCGCAUAAUCGCGGAGCAGCAAAAGAAUCGACUGGCGCAGGCAAGCAAUCAAGCCCAGGACGCCAAACGUUUAUGA
This is a messenger RNA of Pleurotus ostreatus (oyster mushroom), 282 nucleotides long. RefSeq lists its product as uncharacterized. Lineage: Eukaryota; Fungi; Basidiomycota; Agaricomycetes; Agaricales; Pleurotaceae. The record is from RefSeq and is a predicted model, not a curated record. Gene Ontology annotation, cellular component: mitochondrion; respiratory chain complex IV. The transcript is spliced from 2 exons. Bases 1 to 282 code for a protein of 93 amino acids.